CCGGGAGAACUGAUUAGAACUACUGGGUUUCAGACUGCUAAUUAAUACCUACGUGGCUGUGAAGCUAAGACACUGGUUAGACACCUAGUGGUGCUGCCUUCGACUGUCAGCCACUCAGUGCAGACGUCCUGUUUAGUGCGAGUUUGCUUGGAGCUCAUUGGUCCAAGUCUCUGUCAGUCACACAGGACCUGGACAUGGCGGUCGCAGGCAGCUGGCAACCUCCCCGGCCGUGCGAGGUCUACCGCGCCGAGUGGGAGCUUUGCCGCAGCGCGGGGCACGUCCUAUACCACUACUAUGUCCAUGGCGAGCGGCCGGAUUGCAGGCAGUGGCUGCGCGACCUGACCAGCUGCCGUGAGUGGGAGGAGAGCCGCAGCGCCGAGGCUCAGCGAUCCCUCUGUGAGAGCGAGCAGACUCGGGUCCAGGCCGCUCAGAAGCACACCCUCAUUUGGGCCUUGAGGAAGAGGCCCCCUGCAGACUGGAACCUCCCUCUGCCACAGGAUAAGGACCAGUGACGAACACCCGCAACCCUGCCCUUGACCUAGACUUCCGCUGGCUCUUACUUGACCUGGACCACACAGCAAGGCGUUUCCAGCUGUAACUGCCUACUGCCCACUGGGUCUGGGCAUCUCUUCACUGUGAUACUCUGAAAGACACCCGCGUCCACAUGCAGGAAGCCAAGCACCGAGGCAGGUGUCUGAGCCGUAAGGUGGGUCCAUCCUGUCCACCUCUCCUGCAGACAUCCAUACCAGAGGCGGCGGUCUUGAGGUGUGAAAAUCACAAGUACACCGUGGCAGCCCUGACCUGUGUGGAUCCAGGGCACAGAAGGCAUAGACAGUCCUGCUGUGAUCGGCCCUCCUUGACCGAGAGAUGGACUGCAGUGUCUUUUUUGGUGAUUAGUGUAUUUUCCAGUACGGACAGAGCUCAUACUUGCUUCCCUGGAGACACAGUAGAGCAUGCUUAGUGGGCGGGCGACCUGCCCCCCUGCACUAGCAUCUCUUGCUGGUUUUGCAGACUUUAAAAUGAAUACACACAGCAUUGCAGGAACCAAGGAGUCUGGAGUCAAGAAAUCCAAGUCCCAAGGCAGAGCGAGACAGAGUUCAGGUCUGAAGAAUAUGGGAUUUAGGCCUCUUGAUUUCUUCUCAUUGUUAAUGUGUUUUUAAAAAGCCGUUUCAUGUGUUUGAUUCCAAAAGCAACCUGAAAAUUAUAUCACACUUUAUACCUGUCCUA
Rattus rattus (black rat) is the source of this 1227-nucleotide messenger RNA. RefSeq names its product chromosome 4 C22orf39 homolog (gene C4H22orf39). NCBI's taxonomy places the organism in Eukaryota, Metazoa, Chordata, Mammalia, Rodentia, Muridae. The transcript is spliced from 3 exons. The record is from RefSeq and is a predicted model, not a curated record. The coding region runs from base 195 to 512 and encodes 105 amino acids.